Rosa rugosa (rugosa rose) is the source of this 746-nucleotide messenger RNA. RefSeq names its product mitochondrial pyruvate carrier 1. The transcript is spliced from 5 exons. Lineage: Eukaryota; Viridiplantae; Streptophyta; Magnoliopsida; Rosales; Rosaceae. The record is from RefSeq and is a predicted model, not a curated record. The coding region runs from base 228 to 551 and encodes 107 amino acids. Gene Ontology annotation, biological process: pyruvate import into mitochondria. Gene Ontology annotation, cellular component: mitochondrial inner membrane.
CUCUCUCCCACACUACUGGAUAUACGACAGUCUCACACUGACACGUGUAAAUACGUUAUUGGUCGAUCAGCUACCUUUGUAUAUAGUCGUCUUCUUCGCUCUACUGCGAGAGCUGGAAGAACCCCAAAUCCCUCUCCCUGAGUCUUCUCUGCAACCAAUCGGCGAUCGUCCCCAAUUGGUUCGGCUAUUUCUCCGAUAAGAGAUACUAUAAGCAGCAGUCGUAACAUAUGGCUUCGUUCAGAGCAUUCUGGAAUAGUCCGAUUGGUCCGAAAACCACUCACUUUUGGGGACCUGUUGCAAACUGGGGGUUUGUUGCCGCUGGACUGGCAGAUAUGAGUAAACCCCCAGAAAAAAUUUCUGGAAACAUGACAGCAGCAAUGUGCGUUUAUUCAGCAUUAUUUAUGAGGUUUGCAUGGAUGGUACAGCCUCGUAACUACCUACUUUUGGCGUGCCAUGUCUCGAAUGAGACUGUCCAACUCUAUCAACUCUCCCGCUGGGCGAAGGGUCAGGGGUAUUUGCCCCAGAAGAAGGAUGAAGCUGCCACCCAAUAAGUCUUGUUGCUUCUGUCAUCUCAUUGUUAUAUCUUCGUUUCAGUUGCGAUUUUUGAAUUAACCAAUGUUCAUCAUGUUAAGACUUUCGUAUAUUGCUAUUGGCGUUUUAGAUAAAUUACCGAGCAGGUGAAACUUGUUUUGUAAUCUAUUCUGUUUAUGUCAUGCGUUGAUUUCUUUUCAAAAGUAUUUGUUUCA